AUGACAUCAGAGGACGAUGACAUUCAGCAUGCGUCGAUAGCGCCAGGCGACCACACAGCGUAUCUACAAUAUGCGCUCUCACUCGCAAAGAGGUCGCCACCUAAGCCUACCAACUACAGAGUUGGAGCUGUGAUCGUCAACCCUGCCAACAAUACGGUCGUCUCAACGGGCUACACGCUGGAGCUUCCCGGUAACACACAUGCCGAGCAAUGCUGCUUCAUGAAGCUAGCCGAGCAGUACGGGGUAACCGAAGAAGAACUCGGGUCGGUGAUCAAGACGCCUCUAGCCCUUUACACCACCAUGGAGCCAUGUUCGAUCAGGCUCAGCGGAAAUCUACCUUGCACCAAGAGGAUCCUCCAACUGCGGUCUUUCAUCAAGACUGUCUACGUCGGUGUUCAAGAACCGGAAAAGUUUGUCAAGGACAAUACCGGGCGGGGUGCUUUUGAGAGGGCUGGUGUCGAUUUCGUUCACGUCAAGGGUUUGGAGGGCGAGAUCCUGAGGGUGGCCACAGCUGGCCAUGUCAAGAACCCAUCAUAG
Messenger RNA from Colletotrichum spaethianum, 537 nucleotides. RefSeq names its product bifunctional protein RIB2. Bases 1 to 537 code for a protein of 178 amino acids. The transcript has a single exon. The record is from RefSeq and is a predicted model, not a curated record. Gene Ontology annotation, molecular function: catalytic activity. NCBI's taxonomy places the organism in Eukaryota, Fungi, Ascomycota, Sordariomycetes, Glomerellales, Glomerellaceae.